Knipowitschia caucasica is the source of this 2028-nucleotide messenger RNA. The record is from the annotation of a GenBank genome assembly. NCBI's taxonomy places the organism in Eukaryota, Metazoa, Chordata, Actinopteri, Gobiiformes, Gobiidae.
AUGGCCUCUGGCAAUGUGUGUUUCACUGAGGAGUGUUUUCUCUCGUUGUGGUCAUUGCGCACCAGCUCACCUGUCUCUGCCUCAUGUAACCUGCUCGUCCGCACUCUUGCUUGCCCGCUCACCGAAGCCACAGGACUCCUGGGCUCAUGUGAUCACUGUAGUACUAACCUUUGCAUGUGUUUUAACUGUGCUUCCAUAUGUCUGUUGGCGCCGCAGCCGGACCAAAGCCAGCCCGAGAAGCUGCUCAAUGACCAAAAGCGGGGCGAGGCGCUGAGGCAGAUCCUGGUGAGCCGUUACUAUGGAAACUUCCGGGGCGGCGGCGGGCGGAGGGAGAGUCUGACGUCGUUUGCUAACGGGCCGGUGCUGGGAGCCGCGCACAAGGCUCCACAAGCCCUGGUUCCUGGGGGCCUGAGCCGGGGGCAGAUGAGCCUGGCUGAGGUGCAGUGUCACCUGGACAAAGAGGGGGCGUCGGACCUGGUGAUUGACCUCAUCAUGAACACCAGCAGCGACAGAGUGUUCCAGGAGAGUAUCCUGCUGGCCAUCGCUCUGCUGGAGGGAGGCAACACCACCAUACAGCGCUCGUUCUUUUGCCGUUUGACCGAAGAUAAAAAGUCUGAGAAGUUCUUCCGUGUUUUCUACGACCGGAUGAAAGUGGCCCAGCUGGAGAUUAAAGCCACGGUGUCUGUCAACACCAGCGACCUCGGCAACAGGAAACGAGAUGACGAAGGAGGAGACAAGGAGGCUCCCACGAGGAGGAAAGCUCGAGACUCCGCGGUGGUCAUGACGGAGGAUGUGAAGGAGCAGCUGCUGGAGGCCUCAUCCGCCACAAAGAAAGCCUUCAACUCGUAUAGGCGAGACGCAGACCCGGAGGAGCACUUCAGCUCGGCGGACGGUCACCCCAGCUCCGGAGACAAGAGCCAGGACGACGGCGAGAUGAGCUUCGUCAUAGUCAUCAUGCAGCCAAUCCUGCGCUUCCUGCAGCUGCUUUGCGAGAACCACAACAGAGACCUGCAGAACUUCCUCCGAUGUCAGAACAACAAGAACAACUACAACCUGGUGUGUGAGACGCUGCAGUUCCUGGACUGUAUCUGCGGCAGCACGACCGGAGGCCUGGGGCUGCUGGGACUCUACAUCAACGAGAAGAACGUGGCUCUGAUCAACCAGACGCUGGAGAGCCUCACUGAGUACUGCCAGGGCCCAUGUCACGAGAACCAGAACUGCAUCGCUACGCACGAGUCCAACGGCAUCGACAUCAUCAUCGCUCUGAUCCUCAACGACAUCAACCCUCUGGGCAAGAAACGCAUGGAUCUGGUGCUGGAGCUGAAGAACAACGCAUCCAAACUGUUGCUCGCCAUCAUGGAGAGUCGCCACGACAGUGAGAACGCAGAGAGGAUCCUGUAUAACAUGAGGCCGAAGGAGCUGGUGGAGGUGAUAAAGAAGGCCUACCUGCAGGGGGAGCUGGAGUUUGAGGAUGCGGCUCCAGACGAAGACAGCGGUGAUGAAGAAGAGCACGACGCCGCGUCCCCAAGAAAUGUGGGACACAACAUCUACAUCCUGGCUCAUCAGUUGGCGCGUCACAAUAAGGAGCUGUCCGUGAUGCUGAGGCCCGGAGCAGCCAGCAGCGACGGCGACGAGGCCUUGGAGUUCUACGCCAAUCACACGGCGCAGAUAGAGAUAGUGCGUCAGGACCGCACAAUGGAGGAGAUUGUGUUCCCGGUCCCAAACAUUUGUGAGUUCCUGACGUCGGAGUCCAAGCUGCGGGUUUACUACACCACGGAGCGUGACGAGCAGGGCAGCAAGAUCAACGACUUCUUCCUACGAGCCGAAGACAUGUACAACGAGAUGAACUGGCAGAAGAAGCUCCGAGCCCAGCAGGUGUUGUACUGGUGCUCGAGGAACAUGUCUGUGUGGAGCACGGUGUCCUUUAACCUGGCUGUGCUCAUGAACCUGCUGGUGUGUCUCUUCUACCCACUGGAGAGCGUACACGGAGGUAGGACCACUCACUCUGGACCUCAGCCGUUACAGUAG